Messenger RNA from Penicillium alfredii, 426 nucleotides. RefSeq names its product GMF family protein. Gene Ontology annotation, molecular function: Arp2/3 complex binding; actin binding. Lineage: Eukaryota; Fungi; Ascomycota; Eurotiomycetes; Eurotiales; Aspergillaceae. Gene Ontology annotation, cellular component: actin cortical patch. Bases 1 to 426 code for a protein of 141 amino acids. Gene Ontology annotation, biological process: negative regulation of Arp2/3 complex-mediated actin nucleation; actin filament debranching. The record is from RefSeq and is a predicted model, not a curated record. The transcript is spliced from 4 exons.
AUGUCCGAGUCCCGGCUAUAUACCUUCUCUCCUGAGACCAAGGAGAAGCUGCGCAAGUUCCGCCUGGGCACAUCGCGAGCCAAGGAUGCGCAAGCCAUCAUUUACAUCAUCGACGCAAAGAGCCAGGAGAUCCGGCCACAAGAUGGCGAAGUCUACUCCAAGAUGGAGGAUCUAGCCGAUGAUCUCCCCGAGUCUUCACCGCGGUUCAUCCUUCUCAGCUACCCGUUGACUAUGAGUUCGGGUCGUCCCUCCGUCCCUUACGUGCUUCUCUACUAUCUUCCCGAGAACUGCAACCCGUCACAUCGCAUGAUGUACGCUGGGGCGGUGGAGCUGAUGCGCAGCACUGCCGAGGUGAAUCGGGUGCUCGAGGUGCAGAGCGAGGAGGACAUCACAGACAUUGCGUCUCGGCUGACUGGGGCCGAAUAA